Molecule: messenger RNA, 1807 nt
Organism: Cimex lectularius (bed bug)
Lineage: Eukaryota; Metazoa; Arthropoda; Insecta; Hemiptera; Cimicidae
Product: tubulin gamma-1 chain-like
Exons: 11
Coding region: 139-1521 (460 amino acids)
Biological process (GO): cytoplasmic microtubule organization; mitotic cell cycle; mitotic sister chromatid segregation
Cellular component (GO): centrosome; cytoplasm; microtubule
Molecular function (GO): structural constituent of cytoskeleton; GTP binding
Source: RefSeq, a predicted model, not a curated record
UCGAACCUGCCCGGUGGUUUUCAAGGAAUCAAUCUUUUGUUGUGCUGAUAAAUAAUAUACAAUUUUAAACACCUUCGUUAUUUCAUUCGCUGAUAACUUUCAACUGUUAACUGUCAAGUUUCGACUGAUGAGAAUAGAAUGCCUUGUGAAAUAAUAACUUUGCAGCUUGGCCAAUGCGGUAACCAAGUUGGUUUUGAAUUUUGGAAAAAGCUGUGUGCAGAGCAUGCCAUCAAACCUGAUGGUAUUUUAGAAAGCUUUGCCACCGAAGGCACAGAUCGGAAGGAUGUAUUUUUUUACCAGGCAGAUGAUGAGCACUACAUACCAAGGGCUGUCCUUCUUGACCUGGAGCCUCGUGUUAUCCAAUCCAUAAAAAAUUCACAAUAUGCAAAACUUUAUAAUCCAGAAAAUAUAUAUUUAUCCAAAGAUGGAGGAGGUGCCGGGAAUAAUUGGGCUUCAGGUUAUUCACAGGGGGAAAAAGUUCAAGAAGAAGUUUUUGACAUAAUUGAGAGAGAAGCUGAAAACAGUGAUAGUUUGGAGGGAUUUGUAAUGUGCCAUUCAAUCGCAGGGGGAACUGGGUCUGGAAUGGGAUCAUAUUUACUCGACAGGUUGGCCGACCGUUUUCCCAAGAAGAUAAUCCAGACCUACAGCGUAUUUCCCAAUCAAGAUGAAAUAAGUGAUGUUGUAGUUCAACCUUAUAAUUCUGUUCUUACACUGAAGCGGUUGACAAAAUCAGCGGAUUGCGUUGUUGUACUCGACAACACAGCUCUAAAUAGAAUAGCGACAGAUCGUCUUCACAUUCAACAGCCUACUUUCUCACAAAUCAACUCUUUAGUGUCGACUAUUAUGUCCGUGAGCACUGCCACUUUAAGGUACCCUUCAUAUAUGAAUAAUGAUCUGAUUGGUCUAAUUGCACCAUUGAUUCCUACACCAAGGCUUCAUUUUCUCAUGACUGGUUACACGCCAUUGACUGGCGAACAUGAGGAAGCAUCAGUGCGAAAGACUUCUGUUAUGGACGUCAUGAGGAGAUUGCUCCAACCGAAAAAUAUGAUGGUUUCCACCGAACUGGACCGUGCAGGACUCCAUCGGUACAUCUCCAUUUUAAAUAUAAUCCAGGGUGAGGUGGAUGUAACGCAAGUUCACAAGUCAUUGCAAAGGAUCCGUGAAAGAAAGAUGGUCCAGUUUAUUUCAUGGGGCCCGGCCAGUAUUCAGGUGGCAUUGUCUAGAAAAUCGCCUUACGUUCACACCGCACACAGGGUCUCUGGGCUUAUGCUUGCAAACCACACGAACAUUGUUUCACUUUUUAAUCAAGUUCUAUUCCAAUACGAUAAACUGAGGAAGAGGGAGGCGUUCUUAGAGCAGUUUCGUAAACAAACGAUGUUCCAGAAUAGUCUCGAAGAAUUGGACGUCUCGAGAGAAGUCAUUGAAGACCUUGUCAACGAGUACAACGCUGCUACAAAACCAGAUUAUCUUACCUGGAAAUCAAGUGCUAUUCUUGACGAACCGUCAACUGCUGGGGAAUAAAAAUCUAAAACUAACUGCACCACCACCCAUCACAAGACGAGACGAAGUGCCACACGAUUUGCCAUUCUUAGUUUAGCCAGAAUGCAAAUAAGAUUGCUAAAAUUACAGGACUAACCAAAUGGCUGUGUAACCAAAAUUAAACAAGACAGUUCUGUAGACUUGUUAUAAUUUGAAAAUCUCAAUGCGCUUUGCCAAGAUUAAAAAUUAAAAUCUUGGAACUUGACUUAAAGCUGAUGUUAUGAUGGAUCAUAAAAAUAAAAAGAUUUUUUUUUCAUAUAAAAAUGAA